AUGGGUACCAUGGCUACGCCCACUCUAGCAUACUUGCCAGAGAACUCGCCGAUUGCAGUUGAUCAGAUGCUUGAGAAGCCCACCAUCCAGCGAUCGCGCACGUCCGGCACAUUGUCGCCUGCCCGUGUGCUUUCACGUCUUCCAUCGCCGUCGCGCAAUCGGGCCAACACUGCACCAUCUUCUCGCCCAGGAAGUCUUCGCCGUACAAAGACCGACGUAGAUGAUGCCAUCCGCGAGUUGAACACUAUAAUCGAAGAGCGCCGUGCCAGCGCCUACCGCUCCCACGCCCAUUCACCCGCACUCAUCAACCGUCCCCCACCCUCUCCUUCUCACCACGUGCCUUACAUCGCGCCAUCGAUGCGUAUGCACGUUCGCUCUGAGACCCUUUCAGACAUUGGCUCUGCAUUCUCAGCUCCUCUGGGUUUCAAGCCACUCGCCACCACCCCAGAAGCUACCGCGCCUCGACGAGCAACGAUGGGACUUACACUCUCCCCACCAUCCUUCGCUCACACCGGCCCCUUGACCUCGAACCCGAUCACGCCGCCACCACCCGCUACGCCCACCACACCCAUCGCCCGCCUAGGAGCCUGGCUCAAGCGCUCCACCUCCACCCUAGCCUCUUCCUCGCGUCCCACGACGCCAAAAACAGCAGACUCUUUCUACCAAUGCUCGCCCUACCCCGCCCUCCCUACCUCAACCUCUCGACCCUCAACAUCCGGCUCCCGCACCCUCCACACCCGACAAGAGAGCCAAGAAAGCAACGGCACAGCCACUGUAACCCUCUUCUCUACUACAUCCUACGCCUCCACCCGCUCCACCUCGCCUACACCAACGACCCACUCACUCGCCUCCACCGUCGCUACUUGCUCGCCGCCCCGCAAGCUCCGCCGCGUACCUGCUCCUUUGACGCUCGUGAAGGAGAAGGAGAUCGCUGCUGAGGCUGGUCUCUUGAGCGCGACAACAAGGAAGAGCGGUGUCAUGAAUGUGAAGCCACCUAUGAGUCCUCACUUUGAUUUGCUCAAGGGUAUGGAGAUUAGUGCCAAAGACGUUGGCGUUAAUGGUAGGGCAAGUGCGAUGGUCAUGAGUCCAGGGGCUGUUGGUGUUGCCUUCUAA
Alternaria ethzedia is the source of this 1113-nucleotide messenger RNA. RefSeq lists its product as uncharacterized. Lineage: Eukaryota; Fungi; Ascomycota; Dothideomycetes; Pleosporales; Pleosporaceae. The coding region runs from base 1 to 1113 and encodes 370 amino acids. The record is from RefSeq and is a predicted model, not a curated record. The transcript has a single exon.